CAUAAGAGAAAUUAAUCACAUGCCUAAAGCCAAAAGAAAUAAAAAAUUAAAUUUUACGUUAUUGAAAUUGUGCUACACCUAAUUUGUUUUAGAAAGAACAACAACAUCAACAACAAAAACCACAAAAAUGUUCUCGUCAUUCUUUCAAACUGCCAAAAAUUCACCAUUCCGGACGCCUUUCAACCGCGUCCAGUGCGAUGAUGGCCAGUCGGCUGUGAUGGGCUCGUUGACUCCGUCAGCUGUUGGCAGCCAACCGGCUCCUGUGGUUGGACGCGAAAUUGCCGCCGCUUCUGCUGCUGUAUCAUCGACUGAUUCCUGUGAGUUUGGCAGCUCCAAAUAUUUUGCAUUGUGCGGCAUUGGUGGCAUUUUGAGUUGCGGCACAACGCACACCUUUGUGGUGCCAUUGGAUUUGGUCAAGUGUCGUCUGCAGGUCGAUCAGGCCAAGUAUAAGAAUUUAUUCCAUGGCUUCAAAGUCACCGUGGCCGAGGAGGGCGCACGUGGUCUGGCCAAGGGCUGGUUCCCCACCUUUAUCGGUUACUCGCUGCAGGGCCUGUGCAAGUUCGGUUUCUACGAAGUGUUCAAGGUAAAGUACGCUGAUAUUCUUGGCGAGGAGAAUGCGUAUCUGUAUCGCACCUAUGUGUAUCUGGCUGCUUCCGCAUCGGCUGAGGUCUUUGCCGAUAUUGCACUGUCGCCAUUUGAGGCGGCCAAGGUUAAGAUUCAGACGGUGCCCGGCUUUGCCGGCACAUUCCGUGAGGCUGUGCCCAAGAUGAUGAAGGAAGAGGGCAUUAAGGCCUUCUACAAGGGUUUGGUGCCAUUGUGGAUGCGUCAAAUCCCAUACACCAUGAUGAAGUUCGCUUGCUUCGAGCGUACCGUCGAACUGCUCUACAAGUAUGUGGUGCCCAAGCCACGAAGUGACUGCUCUAAGAGCGAGCAGCUGGUUGUUACCUUUGCCGCUGGUUAUAUUGCUGGCGUCUUCUGUGCCGUUGUCUCACAUCCCGCCGAUGUGGUCGUCUCCAAGCUGAACCAGAGCAAGGGCGCCUCCGCGGUGAGCGUUGCCAAGUCAUUGGGCUUUAUGGGCAUGUGGAAUGGUUUGAUGCCACGUAUCAUUAUGAUUGGUACGCUUACGGCUCUGCAAUGGUUCAUCUAUGAUGGUGUUAAGGUCGCAUUGGGCAUUCCCCGCCCACCACCACCAGAGAUGCCCGCCAGCCUGAAGGCCAAGCAAAAUAUGUAAAUAAGUGGUUCAGAAAACAGUACACCCAAAAAUACAACUGGAAAAUAUCUCCAUUAAGUCUAAAUUAGAGUAAAGAUCAGGCAAUUAGCAAAGAAACGAGGCGGCAAACAAUAUUUAGUGGCAUGAACGAGCUGACGAUACGAACAUCCCUUAUUUUACUGUCCAACAUCUAUAUUUUGUUCAAUCUAUAUCUAUAUCUGUAUCUGUAUCUAUGAGCAUUUUAGCCAUUCCACAAUUACUAUUUAUGCAUUUUCACAAAACUGCUCUGCAAAACUAUAUUCUACAUUCGAAUUGCUGUAUUAAGCUAUACUACUAAACUUUAAAUAUUCCAUUCUAAUAUUGUUUGUGUGUAUUUUUAGUCAACAUACAAUAUGUUGUUUUCCCUACCUCAACGAUAUAUGUAUGUGUUGAAUUGAUGGGUAUGAGAACUUGAUAUUAUGUAACAGAUAUGAUGCGCUACUUGAAUGCCACUUAGAGUAUUUCCCAGAACCUCUGAAUAAACUAAAUUAUAUAAAAAAAAAACAACCUAA
Molecule: messenger RNA, 1761 nt
Organism: Drosophila grimshawi
Lineage: Eukaryota; Metazoa; Arthropoda; Insecta; Diptera; Drosophilidae
Gene: Mpcp2
Product: phosphate carrier protein, mitochondrial
Exons: 4
Coding region: 128-1231 (367 amino acids)
Biological process (GO): mitochondrial phosphate ion transmembrane transport
Cellular component (GO): mitochondrial inner membrane
Molecular function (GO): phosphate transmembrane transporter activity
Source: RefSeq, a predicted model, not a curated record